GUGCCACAAGCAACAUCCAGCCGCUGUUCUCGAGGAGUCCACUUUCACUGUAACAUCAGCAGCUAGCACAGACAAACACAAUGGAUUUCAACGUGAAGAAGUUAGCUUGCGGUGCUGGAGUGUUUUUCACGCGAGCUGUCCAGUACACAGAGGAGAAGUUGGGCCAGGCGGAGAAGACGGAGUUGGAUGCUCACUUUGAGAACCUGAUGAGCCGUGCAGACUGCACCAAACACUGGACUGAGAAGAUCUACAGACAGACUGAGGUCCUGCUGCAGCCCAACCCAAGUGCCAGGAUUGAAGAGUUUCUGUAUGAAAAGUUGGACAGGAAGGCACCAUCCAGAAUUACCAAUGGAGAGCUGCUGGGUCAAUACAUGGAGGAUGCUGCAAGGGAAUUCGGUCCUGGAACUCCAUAUGGGAGCACUUUGAUCAAGGUGGGGGAAUGUGAGAGGAGAUUAGGAGCAGCAGAGAGAGAGUUCCUCCAGACGUCAGCCAUCAGCUUUCUAACCCCUCUCAGAAACUUUCUUGAAGGAGACUGGAGGACAAUUUCAAAAGAGCGGCGUCUUUUGGAGAAUCUUCGCUUGGACCUUGAUUCCUGCAAAACCCGUCUGAAGAAGGCCAAGGCAGCUGAGGCAAAGGCUGCGAUGGCUCCAGAUUUUCAGGAGACUAGACCCCGCAACUAUGUGCUUUCUGCCAGUGCCUCUGCGCUCUGGAGUGAGGAAGUGGAAAAAGCCGAACAGGAGCUCCGAGUGGCUCAGACAGAGUUUGACCGCCAAGCAGAGGUCACACGGCUGCUGUUGGAGGGCAUCAGUAGUACACACGUGAACCACUUGCGCUGCCUGCAUGAGUUUGUGGAGGCCCAAGCAGCUUACUAUAAGCAGUGUCAUUUCCACAUGCAGGAACUCCAGAAAGAGCUGGGAAGGCUCCCCAAUGCAUUUGCACUAAACUCCAGUCACACCAUAGCUGCUGCUGGCUCUGCAUCUGAAGGCAUCAGCAGCCCAGUGGAGACAGACACACUGAAGAUUGAAGAAGUUCAGGCACCUGCUACAGGUGCCCGCAAGGCCAAAGUCCUUUAUGAUUACGAUGCUGCUGACUCCAGUGAGCUCUCACUUUUAGCUGAUGAGGUCAUUACAGUUUACACAGUCCUUGGAAUGGACUCUGACUGGCUGAUCGGAGAGAGAGGAAACCAGAAAGGAAAAGUGCCGGUCACAUACCUGGAGCUGCUCAGCUAAAGAUCACACACGCAUUAACACACACACACACACACACACACGUUCACGUGCAUGUGUGUGAGUGAGUACUACUAAAGCCAUGAGGAUAUUUCAUUCACUGCAUUAAAUGUCACACUCUUAACUAACCUGUAACCUGCAGCAGCACUCCAGCACAGUCAGCAUUCGCUAAAGUGUUCAUUUAACUCUUUGAAACCUGGAGUGACAUCACUUUUCUUGUGGUGCGUUCAGAUGCCUUUUACAAGUAUUUAAACCUAUGAUCCCUGAGCGAGUUGGCUUGCUUUCUUUUAAAAACAGGGAAAAAUAGGCAAUGAGCAACUUCGCAAGAAGUGUUCCACAA
Messenger RNA from Plectropomus leopardus (leopard coralgrouper), 1566 nucleotides. Its product is annotated as endophilin-B2-like. Lineage: Eukaryota; Metazoa; Chordata; Actinopteri; Perciformes; Serranidae. Gene Ontology annotation, cellular component: membrane; cytoplasm. Gene Ontology annotation, biological process: membrane organization. The record is from RefSeq and is a predicted model, not a curated record. Gene Ontology annotation, molecular function: protein binding.